Molecule: messenger RNA, 1228 nt
Organism: Folsomia candida
Lineage: Eukaryota; Metazoa; Arthropoda; Collembola; Entomobryomorpha; Isotomidae
Gene: Hus1-like
Product: checkpoint protein HUS1
Exons: 8
Coding region: 126-1046 (306 amino acids)
Biological process (GO): meiotic DNA integrity checkpoint signaling; telomere maintenance; nucleotide-excision repair
Cellular component (GO): checkpoint clamp complex; nucleolus; site of double-strand break
Source: RefSeq, a predicted model, not a curated record
GAAUAUUUGAGCGGAGUCAUAUAAUAACAUUUUCAUGACACAAAUUGUGUGUAACACAAUUAUGAAAUAACUUGUCAACUAUAAUUAUUAUACUUGAACUGCUACGUUCGUUCAGACCAACAAGGAUGAAGUUUCGUGGAAAAAUUACGGAUGCUCACUACAUCCGAUUAUUUUCUCAUUUCAUCGGGACGCUGAACAAAUUUUCAAAGGUGAUGGUGCUGCGAGUGAUGCCGGACAAGUUGGCAUUUCUUCUCCAUGAUAAAUUGAACUGGUCAGGGGCGGAUACGGGAGUUGGGAGUCAAACGGUGGGGGGUGGAGGUGUAGGCGGCGGGGCAACGGCCUGGGGCGAAGUCCCAAUCCAACCCUACUUCUCAGAGUUCAAAAUGAUAGGCAUUUCUCAAGAGGAAAAUGAAAUAUACAUGGAACUUGGUGCAGACGCGUUUGCAUCGAGCCUAAGUACAUUAAAAUUGGCACAGGAUGGCGUGUGUUUGAAAAUGAAACUCACAAAAAAGGUGGUUCCCUGUCUAACGCUGGAAAUUGGAGAGCUAGGCAACAACAUUUCACUCACAUGUACUCACGACAUUGCUGUCCAUAUAAUUCCAAAGAAAAAUUGGUCUGAUUAUCAGUGUCCAAACGCCCUUCUGUUCAAUAUAAGCUUAACAAUGCCAGAAUUAAAGCACCUUCGACUGAUGAUUGAGAGAAUGAGAAACGUUUCUCAGAAGUUAAUUUUUAAAAUGGGCAAGGAAGGGAAAUUAGUCUUGUCGGUGGUUACUUACAAUGUUGAAAGCAAAGUCACAUUCAACGAUCUUACUGUAAUUGAUUCCAGUGAUGACGAAGAUCGUCCUUUAACGCCAGUUGUUCAUGGAUCUGAAGCCCAUUAUUCAGUUGAGGUGGAUAUGAAAUCGAUUUUACACCUAUUGCCUCCUGAAGGAGCAAAACCAACUUCCAUGAUUUUCAGUAUAGCUGACAGCCGCCUGCUUCAUUGUUUAUUUUAUUUUGGUGAUCUUCAGAUCCAGUAUUUUGUACCAGGAACAGCAGCGAUAUAGCCUGCGAGACAAGAUUUUUGUGUGAUAACUUUGUAAGGUCUUUAAAUAUUACAUACAUAAUAUUAUUUUUAAUCCAGUUCCGCAGAGACCAAUUAAUAUUGAUCAACUGUAUUUGACUAAUCUUCGUUUUGUAAUGUUUUGUGGAAAAUAUUUUAUUUUUAAUAAAUUUACAUUACACAGCA